UGUUACAUCAGGCUCUGGCACAAUAAGUCAAAUUGUGUCGUUGCUAGCUGUUCUCACACCCACGUCCCUGUCACUGAGGCUUAGUGGCUGCCUUACUAUAGGAAAACAGCAGAGACAUUCCACUAAUUACCCAGAAUGGAUACACAGAGGAUUUAUUUCACUUGUGUUGUGACUGUAUGAUGUACGUAGCUUAUUGAAAUCUCAGGCUGAUUACUGCUGAAGCUACCACGGGCUCUUGACUGCCAGUGAAUGAAGCAAUAGCAUCCUCGAAACGUGAAAAGUUUGUCCUUCAGAUUCAGCGUAAACACCAUGCCUGUUCUGUCAACAGCAGCAGGAUUGCAUGAGAUACUGGCUCUGCUGACAGCACAGCUAAGACCAGAUGCCAAUCUCACAGCAGAAAUUGGCUUCCUGACAGAAGUCUUCAGUGAACACAGUUUCAACUCACUCAUGAAGAUUCAUCAGAAGCUCCAGCAGUUUGUCAGGCAGGGGCCAUCUCCUGCCCUACAUAGCGCAGCAGCUUUAGCAGAGGAUGUAUCAGAAGAGUUGCAGAGUGGGCCAAACAAUAAUGACAUAAGGGAACUGAUGCAGUUAUUGGCCAAACCACACCUCCAGGCUGUGCUCUCAGCCCAUGACACCAUUGCACGCAAGGCUUUUGAUCCUGUGCUACCACCAAUGCCAGAUGAUCUAGAAGUUGAGGAGGAGGAGGAGUCUAUGAAGAUUAUCCGCCUUGUGAAAAAUAAAGAGCCACUGGGAGCGACAAUUAGAAUGGAUGAACAAACCGGCGCCGUUGUUGUUGCACGGAUCAUGCGUGGUGGGGCUGCAGACCGCAGUGGUUUAGUUCAUGUUGGAGAUGAACUAAGAGAGGUCAAUGAAAUCCCAGUUGAGCACAAGACACCUGAAGAGAUCAGUCAGAUUCUGGCCCAGUGUCAGGGUUCAAUAACCUUAAAGCUAAUCCCAGCAGUCAAAGAAGAGGAUCAGCUUAAUGAAAGCAAGAAAGCUUUACACAAGGCUCCACGUCGACGAUUAAGGGCUAAGGUUCACGUGAGAGCCUUAUUUGACUAUGAUCCAAGUGAGGAUAAAGCGAUUCCAUGUAAGGAAGCAGGGUUACCUUUCAGGAAAGGGGAUAUACUUCAGGUUGUGAGCCAGGAUGAUUCUGUGUGGUGGCAAGCAAAGCGUGUGGGAGAUGCAAACCUCCGGGCAGGUCUUAUUCCAUCAAAAAAGUUUCAAGAAAAACGACUUGCCUACAGGCGAAAAAACGCUAAUUUGGAACAAGAGAAAAGCAGUAAAAGGUCAUCUUAUGACCAAAGCUGUGAGAAAGAGGACUGUGAUUGUGAUGGGUAUUUGAAUGGGCUGUACAUAGCUGGUUUACGGAGAAGUUUCAGGCUCAGCAGGAAAGACCGACAAGCAAAUCAAAAUGAAGAGAAACAGACCGAGCAGAAGGACAUAGAAUAUCUAACCUACGAGGAAGUGGUUGUCUACCACCAUCACCCUAAUGAUGUGCACAGACUGGUGGUCCUCGUUGGUUCUAUAGGAGCAAAGGUUAAUGAGAUGAGACAAAGAAUAAUAGCAGAGAAUCCUAACCGCUACAAUGUAGCUAUUCCUUCAACAACAAGGCAAAAGAAAGUCCAUGAGAGGCAAGGAUUGGAAUAUCACUUUGUCAGUAAAUUAUCAUUUGAAGCAGAUAUUCAGAAGAACAGAUUUGUCGAGCAUGGAGAAUACAAAGACAAUCUGUAUGGAAUAAAUGUCGAUUCCAUUCGUACAAUUAUGUUAAAAAAAAAGAUUUGCUUACUGGAUGCAAAUCCUCAAACAAUCAAAAACCUCAGGACAGCAGAGUUUAAACCUUAUGUGAUCUUUGUCAAGCCAUUUCUUCAAGAACCAAAGGCAAACACAUCGACAGCUGAAGUAUCAGGAAAUAAUAAUGUUAAAGAAUUAGAAGAAGACAAAUACCAGGAAAUGUUUCAGUCAGCAACUUAUAUUGAACAGCACUAUGGUCAUCUCAUCGAUAAAGUCCUGGUGAAAGGCGACCUUCAGACUGCAUGCAGUGAAUUGAAAACAAUUCUGGAGAGUAUAGACAGGGACUCAUUCUGGGUACCAGCUAACUGGGUCCGUUCGUAGCUGAACCAACCAAUGUGAGCAACAUAAUAUGGCACCACCUUCUGAUCUUCAAACAAAUACAAAUGAGUGGUUUGAGCUAAAUUCCAUCGCCGAAGUUGGUGAAAUCUUAUGCACGUGAAAAGCAAAUGUAUGACUGCAGUGGACUCCACCCAAGUGCAGAAAAUUGAAUUUCUGCAUUCUUUUGCUUAUUGGGAUAUAUGCUAUAAAGAAAUCUAUAUAAACAACAUAAACAAUGAAUAAAAAUGAAUUU
Carcharodon carcharias (great white shark) is the source of this 2365-nucleotide messenger RNA. RefSeq names its product membrane palmitoylated protein 3a (gene mpp3a). The record is from RefSeq and is a predicted model, not a curated record. NCBI's taxonomy places the organism in Eukaryota, Metazoa, Chordata, Chondrichthyes, Lamniformes, Lamnidae. Gene Ontology annotation, molecular function: protein binding. The coding region runs from base 310 to 2115 and encodes 601 amino acids. Gene Ontology annotation, cellular component: cell-cell junction; plasma membrane. The transcript is spliced from 20 exons.